GCACUUUGUUUAAUUUUUUUGGUUGUGUGUUAGUUUGAACAAUGGAAUUUUUGCAGAACGCUGGGAUCCGCGUUUCUCGAUCGCAGCAACAACCACCAUUUAUUUCCCAUUCUUCUUCUUCCUUCCUUCAUUUUCUUUGCCUCUAAUCCAAUUCUCCAUUUCCCUUUCACUGAUUAUACAUUAAGGUUGUGAGAUUUGGAGAAUUUCGUUUGUAUACAAUGAUGGCUGCGAGGGAACAUCAAACGGUGCCGCUUUCAGUGUUGCUAAAGAGAGAACUAGCGAAUGAGAGAGUAGAGAAGCCUGAAAUAGUGUACGGACAAGCGAGUCAGAGUAAAAAAGGAGAGGACCUUACAUUGGUUAAAACGGAAUGUCAACGAGUUUUUGGCGAUGGUGUCAGCACUUAUUCAGUUUUUGGGUUAUUCGAUGGACAUAAUGGGUCUGCAGCUGCAAUUUAUACAAAGGAGAACCUGUUAAAUAAUGUUAUAGCUGCAAUGCCACCAGAUCUUAGUAGAGAUGAAUGGGUAGCUGCAUUGCCCAGGGCUUUAGUCGCCGGCUUUGUUAAAACGGAUAAAGAUUUUCAAAUGAGAGCACAAACAUCAGGUACAACCGUCACCUUCAUGAUUAUAGAAGGGUGGGUCAUAACUGUCGCAUCUGUUGGUGAUUCUCGCUGCGUUCUUGAAUCUGCUGAAGGUGAUGUUUAUUACUUGUCAGCAGAUCACAGACUUGACUGCAAUGAAGAGGAGAGGGAUCGCAUUACUGCUAGUGGGGGUGAAGUGGGACGACUAAAUACUGGUGGUGGUGCAGAGAUUGGCCCUUUGAGAUGUUGGCCUGGUGGCUUGUGUCUUUCACGAUCUAUUGGAGAUUUAGAUGUUGGCGAAUACGUUGUUCCUGUUCCUUAUGUCAAGCAAGUCAAGUUAUCCUCGGCGGGCGGUAGGCUUGUUAUCUCAAGUGAUGGUGUCUGGGAUGCUUUAUCUGCAGAAAUGGCUCUUGACUGUUGUCGUGGGAUGCCAGUAGAAGCUGCUGCCACACAAAUUGUCAGGGAAGCAGUGCAAUCAAAGGGGCUUAGGGAUGAUACAACAUGCAUAGUGAUUGAUAUAUCACCACCCGAGAAACCAGUUGCUCCUUUGCCAGCACCAAAGAAGCAGGUAAAAGGAGUUUUGAAGGCCAUGUUUCGCAGAAAGUCACACGAAUCAUCCUCUCAGGCUGAUAAAGAAUAUGUUGAGCCAGACGUGGUCGAGGAAUUAUUUGAAGAAGGAUCAGCCAUGCUUUCAGAAAGGUUAGAUACGAAAUAUCCGCUGUGCAACAUGUUUAAGUUGUUUAUGUGUGCAGUCUGUCAAGUAGAGAUAAAACCUGAAGAGGGUAUUUCAAUACAUGCUGGCACAUCGAAUUCAAGAAAAUUGCGUCCCUGGGAUGGCCCUUUCCUUUGUUUAAGUUGCCAAGAGAAAAAGGAAGCCAUGGAAGGGAAAAGAUCAUCAGGAGAUAGACAUAGUAGUGAAAGUGACUAGCAAGUUAUCCUACCACAUUUGCGGUACUCGAGCACUAACAAUUGUUUUCAAGUUUAACAGCAAGAUGGAACUUUGACACAUUAUUAGCCCGCCCCAUCAAUUCUUUUGACGGGUUUUGAGCCUUUUGUGUUAAAAGGACCUAUUCAAUUUUUCCCCAUUAUUGCCGUUCUUCAAGUCGGAAGAUCAGAGUUAUAGUCAUCUGCAACUUUCAAGAUUUGUUUCUGACCCGAAGACUUGCGAUAAGCUCAACAGUGCACAUUGACAUGUCACAGGUUCUUUAUUUCCCCAUUUGAGUCUAUUCUUCUCGAAUUUGUAGAGCUAACAUCACAUUAAACAGCCUUCCUGUGUAAUAUCGUUAUAUAGUGAGAUUGAUAAAUCCCUGAUACAUUGUAGUCUGUCAAGAACUUGUGUGAUCAGCCUUCUUUAUGAAUGUGUUCAUGUAGUAGAUUUUGAAA
This is a messenger RNA of Mercurialis annua (annual mercury), 1960 nucleotides long. RefSeq names its product probable protein phosphatase 2C 12. The coding region runs from base 219 to 1505 and encodes 428 amino acids. NCBI's taxonomy places the organism in Eukaryota, Viridiplantae, Streptophyta, Magnoliopsida, Malpighiales, Euphorbiaceae. The record is from RefSeq and is a predicted model, not a curated record. Gene Ontology annotation, molecular function: protein serine/threonine phosphatase activity. The transcript has 10 exons. Gene Ontology annotation, biological process: protein dephosphorylation.